Drosophila bipectinata is the source of this 1312-nucleotide messenger RNA. It is a transcript of the gene Coq4, whose product is annotated as Coenzyme Q4. Gene Ontology annotation, biological process: ubiquinone biosynthetic process. The record is from RefSeq and is a predicted model, not a curated record. NCBI's taxonomy places the organism in Eukaryota, Metazoa, Arthropoda, Insecta, Diptera, Drosophilidae. Gene Ontology annotation, cellular component: mitochondrion; mitochondrial inner membrane.
CAGCACAUACCCGUUUAGUCCAAACGACAACAAUGACGACAUUGAAAUUGGGCAGUAAAUCCGAAAAAAAAGAACUGCCAGUGCUGGGUGCCAGUGCCCCCUGCAGCACAUUGUUUAGGUUUUAUUUCGAGACUCCCAGCUCAUCGAUGAGCAGGGCGUCCGGAGGGCACUGGCGGUAAUGAGGAAGCCGAAACUGGUUUGCUCGGACUUAACCGUUGGGACCCGGUGGUGAGGCGACGGGGCAAAUUGUUAGUCAGCAUCAGGCCGAGUACCGAGUGUACCCACAUUAUGGACAAAUUGUUUGCUCAUAUUCGCUGUGUUAUUGAAAGUGGGCACGUACAACUCCAACUGGGCAGACCGGGCUUAAACCAAAGACAGGUAGUCAGGGUCAUGUUUGUGUGUCGAUGCUUACUGCUGCGACUGCGGCUGCGAUGAUGUAGCAACUUUGAUAAGGUCGCCGUGUGUUCAUACCCCUUGAUUCCACACAGAUCAUGAUGCAACGGUGCGUCUGGCGCCUCCAGAUGCCGCUGGCUCUGCGACGUGGCCUCACCUCGGGGGAGGCUAGAAAUCAAGAAGUGUCAGCAGAGGCAGAGCCUUUGGACUCUUUCGAGCGGCAGUACCUCAAGGAUCGCAUCCAGAUAUCGCCCUUCCAGAGGGUGUUCCUUGGAGCUGGAUCUUCCAUUGCAGCUUUGCUGGAUCCCAGACGCCACGACAUGAUCGCCUGUUUGGGAGAGACCACUGGCGAGAACGCUUUGGAGAACAUUUUAGACACCAUGCAGGCCAGCGAGGAGGGACAACGCAUCAUGGUCGACAAGCCUCGGAUUCACACCAGCACCAUCGACUUUAAGUAUCUGGAAACCCUGCCCGCCGACUCCUUUGGAGCUGCCUACGUCAAGUUCUUGAAAGAUAAUCAAGUCACGCCAGACAGUCGCAUGGCGGUGCGGUUUCUGGAGGAUCCCAAGCUGGCCUACCUGAUGACACGCUACCGCGAGUGCCACGACCUGAUCCACACGGUUCUGGGCAUGCCCACCAAUAUGCUCGGCGAGGUGGCGGUCAAGUGGGUGGAGGCUCUAAACACGGGUCUGCCAAUGUGCUACGGCGGAGCUGUUUUCGGUGCGGCACGCCUCCGCCCCAAGCAGCGGCGUGCGUACUUGAAACACUAUUUGCCCUGGGCCCUGGAGAACGGCAAGCGGAGCAAGCCCCUGAUGCCCGUUUACUGGGAGAAACGCUGGGAGCAGAAACUCCAAGACCUGCGUGCAGAACUUGGCAUUACUAUCUUAAAUAAAGUAUAACUUAUUGUUUUUGUAAAUCA